AUGGAAUGUAUAAUUGUAAAUCUUGUUAUUGAACCUAUAUUAGGUUCUCGACAUCCAAUAAAUGGUACUAUUUUCCAAGAACACAUUCAGAUGACAGUUACUAUUAAUUCUAAUACAAUGGUAAAAGACGUUGGUCUUGUUUUAAUGAAUAAAAUUGGAUUGGAACAUUUGGUAAAUAAUUCAGAAGUUUUUAUAAAAUGCCCUAGAAACAGUUGUUUUACUUCUAUACAUUGUUUUCCUAAUCCAAUGACAACGGUUGGUAAUUUAGAAACAUGGAAUCGUGAAUAUCUUACUGUUAGGAUAUCAGUUAAAGGGAAUAUUCAAGAUUUUUGUGGAUAUGAAGGAAGAAAUAGUAUUUAUAGAAAUUUACUAUUCCUUUUACUUAAGAAAUAUCCAUUUAUUGGGAGUGAGGAAACAAAUAAUACAGUCAGAGAAACUAUUAAAAGAAUAGAAGAUAACUCAUUAUUAUCUUUAAAACACACAUCUCUUCUUUUUAUAAAUGAAGUUCUUGAGAGAGAAUUAAGUUUUCUUACUGGAGAUAUGUUGCGGACUUUUACUCCCGUUAAUCCAUAUAAUAAAAAUUGCGGGACAGAGAAUUCUUCGUCUACAGGUUCUAUAGAAUCUGUUAUAGAUUGUAAUCUGGAAUCAGGAAAUAUUUCCACACCAUCUGUGCAAUCACUUACUGCUCCCAUUACUUUGGAAUAUGAAAAUGUAUUUCAUCCAAUUGAUCAGCGUUUUGAUGAAACUUCUGCUAUUAUAAACUUUGAUGAUGGAAAGCAGAAUAUUUCAAAAACUUCUCCAAAACGCAGCCCAGGAAGCCAACCUAGAGUAAAAUUUAAUCCUAAGACGGAGAAGCCUAUUCUUGAAGAAUGGUAUAAAACGACAAAAAUUCCCUCCGCUAUCCAGUUAAAACAAUUUGCAGAUCACUUAAAUAAAAUUUCCAAUCGUUCUGAUGAAGCCAAAAUAACCCUUUAUAAUGUAAGAAAUUGGUUUAGCUACAGAAGAGUUAAAGAAAAACGUUGCGGUAACAGUCUAUAA
Strongyloides ratti is the source of this 1038-nucleotide messenger RNA. RefSeq names its product Homeobox domain and Homeodomain-like-containing protein. The transcript has 4 exons. The record is from RefSeq and is a predicted model, not a curated record. NCBI's taxonomy places the organism in Eukaryota, Metazoa, Nematoda, Chromadorea, Rhabditida, Strongyloididae. Bases 1 to 1038 code for a protein of 345 amino acids. Gene Ontology annotation, molecular function: DNA binding.